This is a messenger RNA of Giardia duodenalis, 1650 nucleotides long. RefSeq names its product Ankyrin repeat protein 1. The record is from RefSeq and is a predicted model, not a curated record. Bases 1 to 1650 code for a protein of 549 amino acids. The transcript has a single exon. Gene Ontology annotation, molecular function: protein binding. Lineage: Eukaryota; Fornicata; Diplomonadida; Hexamitidae.
AUGACGGACGAUGCCUUUCAGGCCUAUAUGUCUGCUGCAGAGACAGGAGACGUCGCUGUCCUGCGCCGUCUCACAAAUUGUCACCGAAAGGCUACGGCUGCUGGUACCACAGCACUUAUGAUUUCGGCAUCACACGGGCACUUGGGCGCUGUUUCACUGCUUGCACCUCAUGAGUCCACCAUGAGAGACCGCAGGGGCUACACAGCGCUGAUGUAUUCCACUGAAAAGGGAUCCGUGGAAAUCCUUCAGUGCCUCUCGAAUGAGGUCAAUAUUAGCGCAGACAAUGGGAUGACUGCUUUAGAACUUGCAAUGCAGCACAGACAGCAUAAGAUAGCAGAGGUGCUCUACCCUCUUGAGCAGGCCAAGGCAAAGAUCACUCCCCUCAUGUGGGAGUCGUUCGUUGGCAACGUUGCAGCGGUGCAUCAGUAUAUUCAGUAUGCAAAAUGUCAGGCGGCUGGUGGCAUGACGGCAUUGAUGUUUGCAGCGCUGGCUGGGCACAUAGAGUGUGUGAAGAUUCUCGUUAAACAUGAGCUAAAGAUGCGGAACAACAGUGGCAUAACAGCACUAAUGUUUGCAGCCAUACAUAAUCAUGGUGGCAUCGUGAGUCUUUUGCUCAAGGAGGUGGGCAUGCGCGACAAUGGAUUCCUAACUGCGUUGAUGAGGGCCUCUAAGAAGGGGAGUACAGAUGCCAUUAACAUUCUCACAAAACAUGAAGCUCAGUAUGUUGACGAUAACGAUAACACUGCGUUAAUGUUCGCUGCAUUAUCCGGAACCGUCGCCCAGUCUGCAGCCUUGAUACCGAAGAUCUCUAGUUGGGCAAACGCAGAGGGCCGUACAGCACUGAUGAUUGCUGCUCGAGCCGGAGACCUCAAUGGGGUCAGGCUGCUGAUACCAAAGGAGAAAGGCAUAAGGGAUAACCAAGGCAUGACAGCCCUCAUGUUUGCAACACAGGCUGGGCAUAUAGAUGUGAUCAAGGAACUAAUAAGUCAUGAAGCAGAAAUGCAAAGCUCAACAGGGAAGACUGCCCUUAUGUUUGCUGUCGAGGCUAACUGUCGAGAAGCCGUCGAUCUCCUUAUUUCUAAGGAAGCCCGUAAGCAAGACAAUCUUGGCACUACGGCGCUCAUUAUCGCCACUUCUCUCGGUCUUUUGGAUAUAGCCACCCGCUUGUUUCCGUAUGAAAAGCUCAUUGUCAGGAAGGAUGGAUCCACCGCCCUGAUGACUGCUCUGCAAAGUGAUAACACAGAAUUGGUCUCUCUCUGCAUGGAGGAGGCGGGCUUGAAGACUGAGUUCGAGGAUACCGCGCUCAACAUUGCUUUGCAGCUAGCCUUCUAUAACUCGGCACAGCUUCUUAUGCGAUCCUCUAAGGAGCGAGAGUUAAUCGGAAUGACUGACCUGAUGGUGGCCUCCUUUUGCAACGACAUCGAGGCGGUCAAGAAGUAUGCUCCGACACAGAAAAUGAUGCAGGAUAGGCAGCAGCGUACGGCACUAAUGUAUGCGGCAAUGAAAGGCAACGUAGAGUGCAUACCGCUUCUGAUAGAUGAAGGCUCAAUGGUCGACAUAAACGGCUGGACCGCAGACACAUACUCUGCCCGUUACUUUCAUGAUAAGUUUACCAGCGCCCUCUGCACUGCACUAGAAUCCCAAGACUAG